AUGGAGAAGACAUACUCCCUCACGGCCCACUACGAUGAGUUCCAGGAGGUCAAGUAUGGUGGUCGCUAUAGCAGUGGCACCCUUAGCAACGGAAUGAGCCUGCACUUGGGCGGGAGCCUGGACCGUAAUGUCGGGCGGGGCCGAGGCAAAGGGGGCGGGGCUAGUGAUCGGAGUCGGGACCUGAGUGGCAUCAACAGCGGACAGGGACUUCCUCGUUGGAGCCGCAGGGAGAUCUGCCUGCUCUCUGCUCUGGUGUUCGCUGCGGGGAUGUGUGUCAUCCUGGGCAGCAUGCUGACACUGAAAUACAUCUCCCUGGACUUCCAGCAGGAGGGGCACUGCAGACAGGACUGCCAGAAGAAACGCUCGUUAGUCCGCGCCGCACGCUUCGUCCAGGCCAACAUCGACCCCACCAUCCAGCCCUGCCAGGACUUCUACAGCUUCGCCUGCGGCGGCUGGCUACGGCGCCACGGCAUCCCAGAGGACAAGCUGAGCUACGGCAUCAUCACCGCCAUCGGAGAGCACAACGAGGAGAAACUACGACGCCUCCUGCUGGAGCCUGUGCACCGGCGCACCAUGGACUCGGCUGAACGCAAGGUGAAAGAGUUCUACCGCUCCUGUGUGAACAUCCAGGAGAUUGACAAGCUGGGGUCGGGGCCCAUGACGGAGGUGAUUGACAGCUGUGGCGGGUGGGACCUGGUUGGAGCGCCCUCUGGUGGUGCGGGGUGGGAGAGCAGUACUGCACCAGCCAGGCCAGACUUUAAUGAGCUGCUCUAUAGGACCCAGGGGGUGUACAGCACUGCUGUCUUCUUCUCUCUCACUGUCAACGUGGACGAUAAGAACUCCUCACGCAACGCUAUCAGGGUAAGAGUGUGUGUCUGUGUGUGUGUCUGUGUGUGAACACCUACUGUUUAUCAUCUGACUGAUAUACCAUCUGUUUACUUACAUGUCGGUGUUGUUUACACGUGUUCAUAUGUGUUCUCUUGACUGUGAUCGUAUGUGUGUAUAUUUGUAGAUUGAUCAGGAGGGGCUCACACUGCCUGAGAGGACUCUGUACCUGGGGCAGGAUGAGGACAGUGUGAAGGUAAAGGAUUACCCCCUCCCUCUUUCUAUCCACCACUUAAUCUCUCCAUCUGUUCACUUAUCGACCCAUUCCUUUCUUCUCCAUCCAUCCACCUGUUUGUUCCUGUCAUCUCUGUUCCAUUUCUGAUCCUGUCUGCUCUGCCAUAUGUCACACUGCUGACCAUUGACCAUUAAUAAUGAUGUAAUGUUGUUGUCCAAUGUCCAUUAAUAAUGAUGUCAUGGACAGAUCCUGGCAGCUUACAAGGCCCUGAUGGAGCGUCUGCUAAGCAUGCUGGGAGCUCACAAUGCCACUCAGAAGUCCAAAGAGAUCCUACAGCUGGAAACACGCCUGGCCAACGUAAGUGUAUGUAUGUGUGUGUGUGUGUGUGUGUAUGUGUGUGUGUUCAGUUAUAAUGUUUCUUCCCCUCUUUUUCAGAUCACUGUGUCUGAGUAUGAUGAACAGAGAAAAGACAUCAGCACUAUGUACAACCGCAUCACCCUGAGACAACUACAGCGCAUCGCUCCCAGUGUGAGUACCACACACACACAUCUUUCUAUCUGUAUUGUGUGUGUGUAUGAGCAGAAGUAUGAUGGAUUAAGAGCUGAACUCCAGCAGAGCAUUGUGAAGAGUGUGUGCGCGCGCGUGGGGGGGGCCAUUCUACGCCCCGUGGACCGUUCAUACUCACGCCUCCGUGGCUCAGCAAAGCUGUCCGCCUUGCGGGGAUAGGAGACCAACAGGGGGCUACGGAACGAGGGAGGUGGGAAGAAGAGAUGGAGAGAGAGGGUAGAGAAAGGGAGAGGACGGGAUAAAUGGGGGGGGGGGGGGGGGUCGAUGGGGGACUACAGAAGGAGGAUAGAGGGAGGAGGGGGGAAGAGGAGAGAGAGGGGACUGAUGGGGGAGCAUAUGGAAAUGAAUCUGGGGGAGAGAGGGACUGAGGGGAGGUAGGGAGCGUUGGAGAGCAGCAGGAAACUGAUGGAGAAUUCAGAGCUGCUCCAUCACUUCUGAUUGGAGAAGAAGGGAGGGGAGGGGAGUGAAGGGGGGAGUGGACAUGAACGGAGAGAGCGAUGGAUGAAGUGCGCUUCACUAGCAUCACUGAUAAAACAAGAGAAAGAAACAUGAGAGACAAAUAAUACAUGCAAAAGAGAUGACUAAAAAGGUGCAAAUGGAGAGUGAGAGUGACAUACAGAUGGACGUAGAGACCCAGGGGAGGAGUAAUAGACAGUAGCUGUAACUGUCGGUUAGAUAGAUGGACAAUUAACGUUAGAUAUACAGAUGUAGGAUCUUAAUUUGAUCACUCUUUUUGUUGCUGAGAACUUUCCUGCACUGCACGAAAUGCAAAUUUGUAGUGCAUUUGAGUUUUAAAAAGGCUUCUAAAGUUUGUAAUUUCCUCAUUGAAAUGUCUGACUUGAUUUGCCCUAAUGAAAAAUGUAUCAACCCCUAAAAAAAAAUCAAUUAAUUAUAAUCUACAUAAUAAUUCACAUUUCCUGUUGCUGCAGGAUUAUUUUCCUGCUGUAGCAAACUGGCUCAAAUUAAGAGCCUACAUCAGUACACGCUCAGACAGACAGACAUGGUCAUACUGAUUUAUCCCUCUCCACCUUUUUUAUAUAUAUAUUCCCCUUUAUUACUUUCCAACCCCGCCACCCUUUCCCCACUUGGAGUAAACUAGUGAACAACAACGCCUAGGCCUCUACUUCCAGCCCAUACCCACUAUCUAUAUUUUAUGGACACAGUCAAUUUUACAAUAAUUACAUUUUGUUUGUUCUUUCUCCUGAACUUCUACUCUCAACCUCUCCGAUCAUUUUCAUGAUGUCCAUCCGGUUUGCUUCUAUAUGCCAUAUCUUUCUAACUGUGCUCCUUCACAAAAGCUCCCAACCUACAACCCAUACACUUACAUUAUUAGUUAUCUUAUUGUUUGUUGUUAGUUGUUAUUAGUCCCAUCCUUCAAUUCCAUUCAACACCUCCCAUCUAUAUUUUAACACCAUCCAUAUAGGAUUUCUAUUUGCCAUAUAUAUUUACACUGUACUGUGAUGUCUUACAAAAGUUCUGAACCUUUCUAUUCUCAUUGUUUCUACAGAUUGUGAAUUGAAAAUAAACAUUUUUGCUAAUAGUAUUAUUUUGUUAUUGAUCGAUUGACUAUGACUUUUCAGAUCACCCAGUAGUGCUAUCUGCAGGGUUAGCUCCAGGUAAAUAUUGCAAUCCUUUAGCCAUUCCUGGACCUGUGUCCAAAAACAAGCUACAAAUGGACAGUACCAAAGCAAAUAAUCUAAUGAUUCUGUCUCUUCGCAGCAAAAUCUGCAGAGCUGGGAAGAUUGUAUCCCCCAUAUACAGUGGGGAGAACAAGUAUUUGAUACACUGCCAAUUUUGCAGGUUUUCCUACUUACAAAGCAUAUAGAGGUCUGUAAUUUGUAUCAAAGGUACACUUCAACUGUGAGAGACGGAAUCUAAAACAAAAAUCCAGAAAAUCACAUUGUAUGAUUUUUAAGUAAUUAAUUUGCAUUUUAUUGCAUGACAUAAGUAUUUGAUACAUCAGAAAAGCAGAACUUAAUAUUUGGUACAGAAACCUUUGUUUGCAAUUACAGAGAUCAUACGUUUCCUGUAGGUCUUGACCAGGUUUGCACACACUGCAGCAGGGAUUUUGGCCCACUCCUCCAUACAGACCUUCUCCAGAUCUUUCAGGUUUCGGGGCUGUCGCUGGGCAAUACGGACUUUCAGCUCCCUCCAAAGAUGUUCUAUUGGGUUCAGGUCUGGAGACUGGCUAGGCCACUCCAGGACCUUGAGAUGCUUCUUACGGAGCCACUCCUUAGUUGCCCUGGCUGUGUGUUUCGGGUCGUUGUCAUGCUGGAAGACCCAGCCAGGACCCAUCUUCAAUGCUCUUACUGAGGGAAGGAGGUUGUUGACCAAGAUCUCACGAUACAUGGCCCCAUCCAUCCUCCCCUCAAUACGGUGCAGUCGUCAUGUCCCCUUUGUAGAAAGCAUCCCCAAAGAAUGAUGUUUCCACCUCCAUGCUUCAUGGUUGGGAUGGUGUUCUUGGGGUUGUACUCAUCCUUCUUCUUCCUCCAAACACGGCAAGUGGAGUUUAGACCAAAAAGCUAUAUUUUUGUCUCAUCAGACCACAUGACCUUCUCCCAUUCCUCCUCUGGAUCAUCCAGAUGGUCAUUGGCAAACUUCAGACGGGCCUGGACAUGCGCUGGCUUGAGCAGGGGGACCUUGCGUGCGUUGCAGGAUUUUAAUCCAUGACGGCGUAGUGUGUUACUAAUGGUUUUCUUUGAGACUGUGGUCCCAGCUCUCUUCAGGUCAUUGACCAGGUCCUGCCGUGUAGUUCUGGGCUGAUCCCUCACCUUCCUCAUGAUCAUUGAUGCCCCACGAGGUGAGAUCUUGCAUGGAGCCCCAGACCGAGGGUGAUUGACCGUCAUCUUGAACUUCUUCCAUUUUCUAAUAAUUGCGCCAACAGUUGUUGCCUUCUCACCAAGCUGCUUGCCUAUUGUCCUGUAGCCCAUCCCAGCCUUGCGCAGGUCUACAAUUCUAUCCCUGAUGUCCUUACACAGCUCUCUGGUAUUGGCCAUUGUGGAGAGGUUGGAGUCUGUUUGAUUGAGUGUGUGGACAGGUGUCUUUUAUACAGGUAACGAGUUCAAACAGGUGCAGUUAAUACAAGUAAUGAGUGGAGAAUAGGAGGGCUUCUUAAAGAAAAACUAACAGGUCUGUGAGAGCCGGAAUUCUUACUGGUUGGUAGGUGAUCAAAUACUUAUGUCAUGCAAUAAAAUGCAAAUUAAUUACUUAAAAAUCAUACAAUGUGAUUUUCUGGAUUUUUGUUUUAGAUUCCGUCUCUCACAGUUGAAGUGUACCUAUGAUACCUUUUUUUUUUUGGUAAACUACGUGGCAAUGUAAAAAUUGUAUUUUUUUAUUGAUCCAAUACGUAAUAUAGUAUACAUUUGUCAUAAUUUGGUUGUAAUCCAGAGAGGUUAGAAAAUGUAUCAAGAACCUCUAUGAGGCUGUGGAGUGAUUCUAGUUGUAGAUUUAAAAGAAAACAUGAAUCAUCAGCGUACAAUGACACCUUUGUUUUUAAGCCCUGGAUUUCUAAUCCCCUGAUAUUAUUGUUGGAUCUGAUUUUAAUAGCUAACAUCUCGAUGGCCACAAUAAAUAGAUAUGCCGAUAGUGGACAACCUUGUUUCACUCCUCGACAGUUUAAAACUUUCUGAGAAAUAGCCAUUAUUUACUAUUUUACACCUAGGGUUACUAUACAUGAUUUUGACCCAUUUUAUAAGAGAUUCACCAAAAUUGAAAUGCUCCAGGCAUUUAUAUAUAAACUCCAGUCGUACUUUAUCAAAUGCCUUUUCGAAGUCUGCUAUGAAUAGCAGGCCUGGUUUCUCAGAUUUUCCAUAAUGUUCUAUUGUUUCCAAUACUUGCCUUAUAUUAUCUCCAAUGUAUCUUCCAUGUAAAAAACCUGUCUGAUUAGAAUGAAUAAUAUCCGACAAUACCUUUUUAAUUCUAUGCACUAUACAUUUUGCUAGAAUUUUUGCAUCACAACACUGAAGUGUAAGGGGCCUCCAAUUUCUUAAAUGGACUGGAUCUUUAUAUUUUCCACUUGUAUCCUGUUUCAGUAAUAAUGAGAUCAGACCUUCUUCUUGAGUGUCAGAUAAUCUACUAUUUACAUAAGAGUGGUUAAAACAUGCUAAUAACGGUCCUCUUAGUAUAUGAAAAAAGGUUUGGUAUACUUCGACUGGUAUGCCAUCCAACCCUGGAGUUUUCCCGGACUUAAAGUCUUUAAUUGCAUCCAGAAGUUCCUCCUCUGUAAUUUUAACCUUCACAUGAGUCUUUCUGUUUGGCUGUUAAUUUUACAUUAUCAAUAGAAAAAAAAUCUCUACAAUUAGCUUCAGUUAGAGGAGAUGGAGGCGACUGAAACGAAAACAUAUGCUUAAAGUACCUUGUUUCCUCCUUCAAAAUAUCAUUUGGUGAAUCAUGGGUUACUCCGUAACCAGUUUCAUUAAAUUAUUUUUGGUAGCAUUCCUAUGUUGAAGAUUAAAAAAUAAUUUGGUGCAUUUUCCCCCAUAUUCCAUCCAGUUUGCUUUAUUUUUAUAAUAUAUUACACUUGAUCUUUCUUGAAUAAGUUUCUCCAUUUCUUUUUGUUUUUCCUCUAAUUUAUUCUGAGCCUCCAUGUUACAGUUUUUAUUGCCAUCUAUCUGUUCUGUUAGACUUUCUAUUUCCUUUGUUAGUAUAAACUCUUUUGACCUAAAUUGCUUUUGUUUUCGAGAUGAGUACUGAAUUGCAUGGCCUCUAAAGGCACAUUUAAAGGUGUCCCAUACAAUAAGGGGAUUUGUGGUACCUAUGUUAUGUCGGAAAAAGUCAGUUAUAAAUUCCUUUGUCCUAGUUCAAAUAUAAAUUAUUAUCCAAUAGGCUUUGAUUAAAUUUCCAAUAUCCUCGCCCACGUGGAAAUUCAGUAAGAGUAAUGUAUAUGCCAAUUAUAUGAUGGUCCGACCGCAUUCUGUCCCUCUCCACCUUUCCCUCUUUCACUCUCACUCUUUUCUACUAUCCCACUAUUGCCUGUUAAUAAUAGUGGGAGAUUAUAAAACCAUUUGGGAUUACAGGAAUACUGUAUGCUCAGUAGUUAAGGAGGAACUUUGUAUUGUGGAUGACCUAAGCUGUGAGCAGGGCUUUCUAGGGCUUUACCUUUUCUUGUUAUCAUAUAUAUAUAUAUUUAUUGUGGAGGCAGCAUUUUCACUUUCCUUACUGAUACAAUAAAGGCUUGUUGGAACCCCCCUUCCUUUCAUCAGAGCAGGGUGACAACAAUCGUGUUUUCUUAUCUUGUUAAAACUCAAACCUCAUCUCCCUCUCGCUCUUCCUGCUCUCUCCUCUCAUCUGUCUCUACAGCUCCAUUGGAAACGUUUGUUGGACAGAAUCUUCCAUGAUAACUUCUCUGAGGAUGAAGAGAUAGUGGUGUUGGCUACUGACUACAUGGAGAAAGUCUCAGAGAUCAUCAAGACCACCUCCAAAAGGUGAGAGAGGGAGAGAGGGUAAAGGAGGGUGGGAGGAGGGAGGAGGGGAAGGGUGGAUGAGAGGCAGAGGAAGAAUGCAAAGGUUACAGAGUUGCAUGGAAAAUCAAUGGCAUAAGAUAUGAGUUUUGAGCAUGUGUAAGCAUUUUGUAAGAGUUGCUGAAUUAGUGUGUGUGUCCUUUACUAGGGCUUUUACUAUAUGUUAUGUCAUAUUGAAGUGUCUUAGUGUGUAAAGAUUUGUUUUUGAGUGUGUGUGUGUGGAGGGCGGGGGGGGGGGGGGGGAUCACUGGUGGUUGAACUUCCAGCUCUACUGUGGCUGAUUAGUAUCGAUCUGCACCCCCCACCUCGACACACACACAGUGUUGUGCUGUUAAAGGCAGCUCUUGCCAGACUCCAGAGGUGGCUGUGGAGGCUAGUGGGAGUCAGAGUGCUGGUUAAUACUGCUGACAGCUCUCCAAUACUGACUGGUGUUAUGCUCUACUCUACACUACACUUCACACCUGUCUGUCUGCCAGUCUGUAGUAGUCUGUCUGUAGCUGACUUUCAAUUGGUCUGUCUGUACAGCUUUUUUCUCUUUCAAUACUCUACACCUCCACCCUCCCUCCUUCAUAUCCCCUCCCUCUCUCAUCCUUCAUACCCCCUCCCUCUCUCAUCCUUCAUACCCCCUCCCUCUCUCAUCCUUCAUACCCCCUCCCUCUCUCAUCCUUCAUACCCCCUCCCUCUCUCAUCCUUCAUACCCCCUCCCCCUCUCAUCCUAUAAUAAAUAAUAAAUAAAUAAUAUGCAUUUAGCAGACGCUUUAUCCAAGCGACUUACAGUCAUGCGUGCAUACAUUUUGUGUAUGGUCCCGGGGAUCGAACCCACACUGGCCCCCCCUACCUCCCAGCUACACAUCCUUCAUACACCCCUCCCUCUCUCAUCCUUCAUACCCCCCCUCCCUCUCAUCCUUCAUACCCCCCCCAACCCCCUCUCUCAAUCCCUCAUAACCCCCUCUCCCCUCUCUCCAUCCUAUCAACCCCCCCCUCUCUCAUCCUUCAUACCCCCUCUCUCUCUCAUCCUUACGUACCCCCUCCCUCGGAACCCCCUCCCCUCUCAUCCUCGUACCCCCCCCUCUCUCAUCCUUCAUACCCCUCCCCCUCAUCCUCAUACCCUCUCUCAUCCUCAUACCCCCUCCCUCUCUCAUCCUUCAUACCCCCCCUCCCAUCCCGUACCCCCCUCUCUCAUCCUUCAUACCCCCUCCCUCUCUCAUCCUUCGUACCCCCCGCCCUCCUCAUCCUUCGUACCCCCUCCCUCUCUCAUCCUUCAUACCCCCUCCUCCUCUCUCAUCCUCAUACCCCCUCCCCUCCUCAUCCUUCAGACCCCUCCCUCUCUCAUCCUUCGUACCCCCUCCCUCUCUCAUCCUCGACCCCUCCCUCUCUCAUCCUUCGUACCCCCUCCCUCUCUCAUCCUUCAUACACCCUCCCUCUCUCAUCCUUCAUACCCCCUCCCCUCUCUCAUCCUUCGUACCCCCUCCCUCUCUCAUCCUUCGUACCCCCUCUCCUCCUCUCCCCAUUCCUUCGUACCCCUCCCUCUCUCAUCCUUCGUACCCCCUCCCUCUCUCAUCCUUCAUACCCCCUCCCUCUCUCAUCCUUCAUACCCCCUCCCUCUCUCAUCCUUCAUACCCCCUCCCCUCUCUCCCUUCAGCUGUAUUCCUGCUCUUAUCUCCUUGUCUCUGUUCUUGUACAUAUCAGUUCUUGAGUAAGAUGUUCUUUGAAAUUAGAAAAGAGACACAGUGGGGUGAGUGCUUUCAUACAAUUUCAUGUCACCUAAUAUCAGAUAAUGUAAUAAUAAUCUUAUCAUAAUCCUCUUUGCUAUAAUCAACCUUAUCAUCAUCACCAUGGUGACGACCGGCAUUACAGCCAAUCAGCUUUGAUCCUCACAUCUGGAGGCUCGGGAGAUUUUCUGUGUCUUUUCUUUAGUUGUUUUUCCCUUCUUUUCUCCUUUCUCCAUCUCUCUCUCCCUCCUGGUGAUUUCAGAAAUAAACCUCUCUUCCUGUUCCCUCCUUCUCCUGCCUCUCUUUCUACUGUCUGUUCUUUUUCAAUCUGUCCUCGCUCUCUUUUUCCAGUUUCGCUCCUCCACUCUUCUGUUUUUCCCUCCGUUGCUCCGUCUCUCACCCCUCUGUCAUCUCUCUUUCGCUCUCUCCCUCUCUAUUAUCUGUUUUUAAUAAAAGGUUAGCGUCGUUGUUUCCUCUCUCACAAACACACCACUGGGUGUGGCGGACUCCUGUUCCUACCGCUACCCACUGUGCACCCCUUGUUCAUUUGCAUAACUGACGAGAAAUGCCCCUGUGCUUCUCAGUAUGGGGUCUCUCCACUGAUCUUUAUGAGUCUCCAAUUACACAGCUACCCACACAUACACAAACACACACACAGGUACCAUUGAACAUUCACACCUACAUGAAAGCAAUCCCAUCGAUAUAAACAACCAAACACUCACGCCCAGACACACACAUCCGCUCACAAGCACUCUUUCUCUUUCUUAUACACACAUACACCUCUUUGGGACACACACAGUCACAUUUGGGCCCAGCAGGGAGUGAGGCUGUGACAGAGGUGUUUGACAGAGGCCAGCCAUACGUCUGUCUGUUUUAUGGAGCAGCAGAGCUGAAAGGCCCUGGGAGGUCACUAAUGCAGCCCAGAAACAGGACUUUGUCUGGCCUCUGGACACGCUGGGCUGGGGCAUCCCCAUGGGUUCCUGACACUCACACCACACCACACACUGCCUGGAGAGAGGGGGCGGGCGGACACACACUCACUCAUAGACACACUUGCAGGAAUGCACACAGUCUCAGUCUGUUCUCGCAGUGGGCACUCUGAGCUUCUCUACCUGCUGAGUGGCAGAAGGGUGACAGACAGUGAAAGAAAAGAAAGCACACACAGACAUACAUCCACUGUGUUCUGGAACAGUAUGUGUUCCCCUCCUGUCAUUCAUUCAGUCCAAAUCUCUGUGGGGCUCUGGCCCCUGUGUGUGGGAGUCAGAGGGAGAAGUAAAUCCACACACACUUCAACUUUUUACAAAGGCCUCCUUUGUGUGUGGGUUUCUUCUUUCUGUCACCCUCAGUUUAUUUCUCUAGUUGUUUGCGCACAUAUUCCUUUUCAAACCCUGUGCCGUCCCAUCUCUCUCCCUCUCCCACUCUCUUCUUUCACCCCCCCCCUCCCCCCACCCACACAUCCACCCUCCCGUCCCCCCUCCCAUCCCCCCACCCACCCAUCCUCCCAUCCCCCCCCCCCCCAUCUCCCCCACCCCCCCCCCCACCCCACCCAUCCACCCAUCCCCCCAUCAACCCUCCCAUCCACCCUCCCCUCCCUUCUCUUCUCCCCCCCACCCUCCCUUCUCUUCUCCCCCCACCCUCCUUCUCUCUCCCUCCCUCCCUCCCCCCACCCUCCUUCUCUCUCCCUCCACCCUCCUUCUCUCUCCCUCCCCCCACCCUCCUUCUCUCUCCCUGGCAGUGUGUGUAAUGCCCAUGUUGCUGGGUUCUAUUGACAAGACCCAGACAACUGCAUCCAAUCCCAUUAACCAGAUGAGCUGGUGUCCAAUGAGGCUGAGACAGUAAUGACAACACCAGUGUCUCUCUACAACCUCUCCUCCUCUCCCUCUCAUUCCCUCCUUUCUCUCUGCUCAUCCGUCUGUCACUAUCACUCACGCAAUUCUCAAGGGGAAGUGUGUAUGAAUGUGGUUGUGUGUGUGUGUGUGUGUGUGUGUGUGUGUGUGUGUGUGUGUGAGAAUAGUGAGGUUAGACUGUGGGUAGAAGCUGUACGACCAUUAUUACAGAAGGUAAUGUUUGCAGGUAUUCUGGUCAGACAAUGUAUUUUAUCUUAAUGAGCUCCAUUACAAUCCAGUCUUCUAAUGAUUUUUAAUUCCCAUCCCAUUGUUAUUCAGGGCUAUUGUUUGAUCAUUAGAAUACAUUUUACUAAAGCCUUUUCAUUUCCGUCUAAUCUCACAGGUCUCCUAAAUCUUCCCACCACCCCACACACCAACUCCAUCUGGGAUUAGAUUUUGACACACACACACACACUCUAGCUAUGUCCCUUACAAACAAGUCAUCUGCAACAAAUGAAUAAAACAGGUGUUUUAUUCAACCGAGUAAACAAACUCAAACACACAAACAAAACCAAGCGAAGCUGCCACACCUACAACACACUGAUCUGAUCUGAUCUGAUCUGUAUUGAUUAUUAGAGUUAUAUAAGAACAAGGACACUGUCUCAGUCUUCCUCUUCCUCCCUCCUCCUUCCUCCCUCCUCCUUUCUCUCUCUCUCCCUCGCUCUUCUCAAUUAAUUUCACUUCAGAAGUGCUUUGUUGGCGAGACACUGGGGCUGCUUUGCCAAGGCAAUUUUGAUUUUAUAUGCAGCGCACGUGUCAAAAAUAAAAACAGAAAACAAAAACCGUUUCACGUGGAGCGGAGUCUCGCAAUAGGAGACAGGGCCACUUGUCCUGAGGGCAGAAUGGAUAUGUUCACUCUGUGGGAUCCCUCAACACAUCAAGCACGACUUUACUUUACUGAGAAGGGAAAAUAACGUUUGAAUACAGUGCAUUUGGAAAGUAUUCAGACCCCUUGACUUUUUCCACAUUUUGUUACGUUACAUCUUAUUCUAAAAUGGAUUAAAUUGUAUUUUUUCCUCAUCAAUCUACACACAAUACCCCAUAAUAACAAAGCAAAAACAGGUUUUUAGACAUUUUAGCAACAAAACAAAAAAACACCUGUAUUUGGGGAAUUUCUCCCAUUCUUCUCUGCAUAUCCUCUCAAGCUCUGUCAGGUUGGUUGCGGAGCGUCGCUGCACAGCUAUUUUCAGGUCUCUCCAGAGAUGUUUGAUUGGGUUCAAGUCCGGCCUCUGGCUGAGCCACUCAAGGACAUUCAGAGACUUGUCCCGAAGCCACUCCUGUAUUGUCUUGGCUGUGUGCUUAGGGUCGUUGUCCUGUUGGAAGAUGAACCUUCGCCCCAGUCUGAGGUCCUGAGCGCUCUGGAGCAGAUUUUCAUCAAGGACCUCUCUGUAUUUUGCUCCGUUCAUCUUUCCCCCAAUCCUGACUAGUCUCCCAGUCCCUGUAGCUGAAAAACAUCCUCACAGCAUGAUGCUGCCACCACCAUGCUUCACCGUAGGGAUGGUGCCAGGUUUCCUGCAGACGUGACGCUUGGCAUUCAGGCCAAAGAGAUCAAUUUUGGUUUGGUCAGACCAGACAAUCUUGUUUCUCAUGGUCUGAGAGUCCUUUUGGUGCCUUUUGGCAAACUCCAAGCAGGCUGUCAUGUGCCUUUCACUGAGGAGUGGCUUCCGUCUGGCCACUCUACCAUAAAGGCCUGAUUGGUGGAGUGCUGCAGAGAUGGUUGUCCUUCUGGAAGGUUCUCCGAUCUCCACAGAGGAACUCUGGAGCUCUGUCAGAGUGACCAUUGGAUUCUUGGUCACCUCCCUGACCAAGGCCCUUCUCCCCCGAUUGCUCAGUUUGGCCAGGCGGCCACCUCUAGGAAGAGUCUUGGUGGUUCAAAACUUCUUCCAUUUAAGAAUAAUGGAGGCCACUGUGUUGUUGGGGACCUUCAAUGCGGCAGACAUUUUUUGGUACCCUUCCCCAUAUCUGUGCCUCUACAUAAUCCUGUCGCGGAGUUGCUCUGACUUGCACUGUCAACUGUGGGACCUUAUAUAGACAGGUGUGUUCCUUCCCAAAUCAUGUCCAAUCAAUUGCAUGUACCACAGGUGGACUCCAAUCAAGUUGUAGAAACAUCUCAAGGAUGAUCAAUGGGAAACAGGAUGCACUGGAGCUCAAUAUCGAGUCUCAUAGCAAAGGGUCUGAAUACUUAUGUAAAAAAGGGUUUUCUGUUUUUUAUCUUUAAUAGAUUAGCAGAAAUUUUAAAAAAAAACUGUUUUCACUUUGUCAUUAUGGGGUAUUGUGUGUAGAUUGAUGAGGAUUUUUUUUAUUUAAUCAAUUUUAGAAUAAGGCUGUAACGUCACAAAAUGUGGAAAAAGUCAAGGGGUCUGAAUACUUUCGGAGGUUAAGUUCUACUCUUCUGAGUCACUCUUGGAGUCCAUCUCUCCUCUCUUCCCCCCACCCAUACACUCUGUCUCUCUCCUCUCUUCCCCCCACCCAUACACUCUGUCUCUCUCCUCUCUUCCCCCACCAUACACUCUCUCUCUCCUCUCUUCCCCCCACCCAUAAUCUGUCUCUCUCCUCUCUUCCCCCCACCCAUACACUCUCUCUCUCCUCUCUUCCCCCCACCCAUAAUCUCUCUCUCCUCUCUUCCCCCCACCCAUACACUCUCUCUCUGCCUCUCUUCCCCCCACCCAUAACUCUGUCUCUCUCCUCUCUUCCCCCACCCAUACACUGUCUCUCUCCUCUCUUCCCCCCACCCAUACACUCUCUCGUCUCCUCCUUCCCCCCACCCAUACACUCUGUCUCUCUCCUCUCUUCCCCCCCACCCCUCACUGUCUCUCUCCUCUCUUCCCCCCACCCAUUCACUCUGUCUCUUCUCCUCUCUUCCCCCCACCCAUACACUGUCUCUCUCCUCUCUUCCCCCCCACCCAUACACUCUCUCUCCUCCUCCCCUCCUCUCUUCCCCCCACCCAUACACUCUGUCUCUCUCCUCUCUUCCCACCCACCCAUAAUCUGUCUCUCUCCUCUCUUGCUCUCCCCCACCAUACACUCUCUCUCUCCUCUCUUCCCCCACCCAUACACUCUCUCUCUCCUCUCUUCCCCCCACCCAUACACUCUGUCUCUCUCCUCUCUUCCCCCCACCCAUACACUGUCUCUCUCCUCUCUUCCCCCCACCCAUACACUCUCUCUCUCCUCUCUUCCCCCCCCACCCAUACUCUCUGUCUCUCUCCUCUCUUCCCCCCACCCAUACACUCUGUCACUCUCCUCUUCUCUAACCUGCUUGUAUCUCCUUUGCUGUACUCCCUCUUUCUGCCCACUUUUUCUGUCUUCUCCUAUAUUUUUAGAUUUUCCGGAGGAAUCCACGUUGAAUCUCUGUAGGGGCACUCCUUAAUUAUACAAUAAAGGCUUGUUAAAACUAAAACUCAAUGUCCCCCCCUCCUCUCUCUAUCUCUCUGUCUCUCUCUUCCCCUCUCUCUCGGUUUCCCCCCUCCCUCUCUUGGCAGGGUUCUCCAUAACUACAUGCUGUGGCGGAUUGUAGCAGCUCUCAGUGAACACCUGUCCACGGCGUUCCGGAGCACCAUCCAUGAGUUUUCCCGGGAGAUUGAUGGUACAGAGCGUCAGCUGGAGCUGGGGAUGCUGUGUCUCACCCAGGCUAACAAACACUUCGGCAUGGCCCUGGGAGCACUCUUCGUCCAGCAGCAUUUCUCCUCUCACAGCAGGGCCAAGGUAGGGCAGCUUCUAUCUCUGUCUCUCUGUUUCUACAUCUCUCCUCACAGCAGGGCCAAGGUAGGGCAGCUUCUAUCUCUCUCUCUCUGUUUCUACAUCUCUCCUCACAGCAGGGCCAAGGUAGGGCAGCUUCUAUCUCUCCUCACAGCAGGGCCAAGGUAGGGUAGCUUCUAUCUCUCUCUCUGUUUCUACAUCUCUCCUCACAGCAGGACCAAGGUAGGGCAGCUUCUAUCUCUCCUCACAGCAGGGCCAAGGUAGGGUAGCUUCUAUCUCUCUCUCUGUUUCUACAUCUCUCCUCACAGCAGGACCAAGGUAGGGCAGCUUCUAUUUCUGUAUCUCUGUUUCUACAUCUCUCCUCACAGCAGGACCAAGGUAGGGCAGCUUCUAUCUCUGUCUCUCUGUUUCUACAUCUCUCCUCACAGCAGGGCCAAGGUAGGGCAGCUUCUAUCUCUGUCUCUGUUUCUACAUCUCUCCUCACAGCAGGACCAAGGUAGGGCAGCUUCUAUCUCUGUCUCUGUUUCUACAUCUCUCCUCACAGCAGGACCAAGGUAGGGCAGCUUCUAUUUCUGUAUCUCUGUUUCUACAUCUCUCCUCACAGCAGGACCAAGGUAGGGCAGCUUCUAUCUCUCCUCACAGCAGGACCAAGGUAGGGCAGCUUCUAUCUCUCCUCACAGCAGGGCCAAGGUAGGGUAGCUUCUAUCUCUCUCUCUGUUUCUACAUCUCUCCUCACAGCAGGACCAAGGUAGGGCAGCUUCUAUUUCUGUAUCUCUGUUUCUACAUCUCUCCUCACAGCAGGACCAAGGUAGGGCAGCUUCUAUCUCUGUCUCUCUGUUUCUACAUCUCUCCUCACAGCAGGGCCAAGGUAGGGCAGCUUCUAUCUCUGUCUCUCUGUUUCUACAUCUCUCCUCACAGCAGGGCCAAGGUAGGGCAGCUUCUAUCUCUCUCUCUGUUUCUACAUCUCUCCUCAAAGCAGGGCCAAGGUAGGGCAGCUUCUAUCUCUAUCUGUCUCUCUCUUUGUUUCUUUCUGUAAUGGUUUGGUGAAGUAGAAUAGAAAAUUCCUCUUUCUCUCUCUCCAUCCCACUCUUCCAUCAUCACACCUUAACCCUCUCUCUUCUAGUCUGCCUCUAUAUAGUGUCUUCUUCAUUCUAAGGGAUGUGGUUUCCAAUGGCAUUUCUAACCCCUCUGACCCUUCUCUUUAUUUAAGCUCUUCAUCAUCUAUUCCUCCUUCUCUCUCUUCCUCUCUCACCCCUCUCUCCCCCUCUGUUGUGUUCAAUGCCAACCUAGCCUCAACACCCAAAACCUAGCCCUAGGCACUUUAUGUAGGAAUUUCCUACAUAUGACAGCUAACCCAUCCUUUCAGAUCUAUGAAAAGUGCCUAGGGGUAGGAGUAGGAGGCGAAUUCUCUAUUUGGCGUUGGGCGUACCUAAUAUAGCUAUCUCUCUGGCCCAUUCCCAAUGGAACCCUUAGAGAACUGAGCUCUAAUCUCCGAUCCCUGUUCUCUUCCCUCAGGUACAGGAGCUGGUAGAGGACAUAAAGCAUUCACUGGACCUCCGGCUGCAAGAGCUGGACUGGAUGGAUGACGUGACCAAGGAGGCAGCCAGGGCCAAGGUCUGGAUACCACACUAACUCAUAUAUAACCAAAAAGAUACUGUAGGCCUGCUGUAUUAGCAUUUAGGAUGAAGCAGGGGUUAUUUUAUUCUGGAUCAGUCUAAUACUGGUUUAUUAAAUCCCUAUCUCAAUAUGUUGUUUAAUACUGGAUUAUUAAAUCCCUAUCUGAGAAUGUUGUCUAAUACUGGAUUAUUAAAUCCCUAUCUGAGAAUGUUGUCUAAUACUUUCAGAAUGUACAGUCUUAAUCCUUUUAGAGCACUUGCUGAAACAAAAGGGUCUCCAGUGUAAUCCCAUUAUAACAGUAUGCUUGAUUAACUGUUGUGUGUGGUCUGUGAAGGAUAUGGCAGCUAAAUAUGUGCAGUGUCUAUUUUUCACUCCACCUGUCUCACUCUCUUUUUCUCCUCCUCUCUUUUCUCUGACCCUUUCCUCCCUUCCCUCUCGUAGCUGCAGCAUAUGAUGGUGAUGACAGGCUAUCCAGACUACCUACUCAAACAUGAGCUCAUAGACCAGGAGUAUGGGGUGAGACAACUUUUACUCCCUCAUUGACGUUCUCUCUCGCUCGCUCCCUCUCAUUGACUCUCUCUCCAUCUCUGUUAUUUGUUAUCCAGUUUGAUGUGGAUGAAAAUACCUAUUUCAAAAACAUCCUCAACAGCAUCAAGUUCAACAUCAAGAUGUCUGUCAAGAAGAUCCACAAGCAGGUGGACAAGACUGUGUGAGUGACACGUUCAAUUGCUCCAGAUGUUCAGUCUCACAAUAACACAACUACACACAGAUUCAAAGUUAUAUGCACCUCUUGACACAAAACAUUCCAUUUUAUGGCAAGAGUAAUAGAAGUGAAGAAUAUACAAGUGAUGUACCUACAAAUUGAAUAUACCAUAAGCUUGUCUUUUGUGUGACUGUUUAAAAUGUGCUCCUAGGACAGUACUCAAAAUGUAUGUGUCCAAACGAGCUGAAGCCCUCCACCCUGUACUGCCAAAUCAUGUAUUCCUCCUUUAUCACAAAUACACUCCUUUCAUCUCUCCCUCUGCAGAGGAAACAUGUCCUCAUGCCUCCAUCCGUCUCCCUAUCUCUCCGCUGCCGUAGGGCCAUCGGUCUUUCCCACCAGAACAGGGGCAUCUCUGAAUUUCAUUUGGGAUAUUUCCUCAAAUCGAUGUGUCUGGAUUUUAAAAGAUUAUGAUGAAGGGACUGUUUCCUUGUGCGGACAGGAACUCUCAAUAUUGGACUUAAUAUUGAAUAAUUUCACCUUAAAAUAUCACUUGAGAAGUGUCUUUGCAUCUCUUGUUGUUUGAAGAUGUUUAGUGAAUGUAGGAUUAAUAAACCCCUGAUUGACUUUGUUUCCCUCUCAGGUGGCUCCUUCCCCCUCAGGCCCUCAAUGCCUACUAUCUCCCAAACAAGAACCAAAUGGGUGAGUCAGUGUGUGAUCCCAAUGCACAUCAAUGCUCUUAGUAUACACAAGAUGACACUCCUCCUCUUCUUCUUCUUUCUGGUCCACCCAUGUGAUGAGGCGGCAGGUAGCUUAGUGGGUAAGAGCGUUAUGCCAGUGACCGAAAGGUCGCUGGUUCUAAUCCCCAAGCUGACUAGGUGAAAAAUCUGUCGAUGUGCCCUUUAAGCAAGGCACUUAACCCUAAUUGCUCCUGUAAGUCGCUCUGGAUAAGAGCGUCUGCUAAAAUGUUUUUAAAAAUGAGGCACCCACACGCCCUAACACACGUAUUCUGCAUUCACUUACUUACACCAGCCCCCCUCACCUCCCACCGACCCACACACACUUUGUCAUCUCCCCUCACUUUCCCCCUAGUGUUGGCCUCUAUUGGUGUCUGCGUCUGCCUUGUGGAUCAAAUUUACCUCACAGAAAAAUCAAUGGUGAGUUCCAGUGCAGGCAGCAGAGGACAGAGAAAGCCAGACAAACACAGCCAUCAGCCACAAGAGCUCAUUUUUUACCCUACCUCUCUCCCUCCCUCUAUCCAGCCCACUCCAAUAUCACUGCCUCUCUACCCCUCUCUUUAUCUUAUGCUAUCAUCUCUUUCUUUACUUUUAGUAUUCCCCGCUGGAAUCCUUCAGCCCACGCUGUACGACCCUGAGUUUCCACAGUGAGUUCAACUCUGAAUAUUUAGAAGUCAUUCAACUAAUCAAGACAUUGAUUAGUUGUAUCAAGUGCAUUAGUUAGUAGCCAGCUAGGCUGGAACGAAAGCCUGCACCCGCUGUACUGUAGCUCUCCAAGACAACCCCUAUACGCGAUUACAUUACCCUCGUAUUCUACCUCCAAACCAUUCCCCUUUCCCUUAAUGAUCACAACACAAUCACAGCUAUACUGCAACCCUCAAAACUCACUGCACAGUAUUAUUUAUUCACAUACUUAUUCCAUUAGAAGUGAUCACUCCACAUAAACGACCACUGCAUCCACUCAUGCAUACUGAUGAAUGGAAUAUGAUAUUAGAUGUGUGCAUGAUCGUGGUGCCUUUCCCUAGAGUUAUUACUGCAGUAGCCCUAACCUGCCAUAAAGACUGAGGCUAGCCCAGUGCUGCUAUCUGGCCCCAGGUAAUGAAGCCUUACUCAGCCUGUUCGUAUAUUCAGGUUUGGAGGGCAACUCUCGGCAGGGUAUCGACGUCCUGUCAGAAAGUCAUUUUCAGACUUAGCCAUGUGGAUAGCCGCGGGCCUCGGGCCGUCCCUGCAUUGCAUCAGUCUCCAUCUGCAUGGUCUGCCAGACUACACCCACCCGGGUCAAGGAGAGGUGGCCAGGACUCUCACUCUCUUUAGUUAUAGUGAGGGAAAAAAGUAUUUGAUCCCCUGCUGAUUUUGUACAUUUGCCCACUGACAAAGACAUGAUCAGUCUAUAAUUUUAAUGGUAGGUUUAUUUGAACAGUGAGAGACAGAAUAACAACAACAAAAAUCCAGAAAAACACAUGUCAAAAAUGUUAUAAAUUGAUUUGCAUUUUAAUGAGGGAAAUACGUAUUUGACCCCUCUGCAAAACAUGACUUAGUACUUGGUGGCAAAACCCUUGUUGGCAAUCACAGAGGUCAGAUGUUUCUUGUAGUUGGCCACCAGGUUUGCACACAUCUCAGGAGGGAUUUUGUCCCACUCCUCUUAGCAGAUCUUCUCCAAGUCAUUAAGGUUUCGAUGCUGACGUUUGGCAACUCAAACCUUCAGCUCCCUCCACAGAUGUUCUAUGGGAUUAAGGUCUGGAGACUGGCUAGGCCACUCCAGGACCUUAAUGUGCUUCUUCUUGAGCCACUCCUUUGUUGCCUUGGCCAUGUGUUUUGGGUAAUUGUCAUGCUGGAAUACCCAUCCACGACCCAUUUUUAAUGCCCUGGCUGAGGGAAGGAGGUUCUCACCUAAGAUUUGACGGUACAUGGCCCCGUCCAUCGUCCCUUUGAUGCGGUGAAGUUGUCCUGUCCCCUUAGCAGAAAAACACCCCCAAAGCAUAAUGUUUCCACCUCCAUGUUUGACGGAGGGGAUGGUGUUCUUGGGGUCAUAGGCAGCAUUCCUCCUCCUCCAAACACGGCGAGUUGAGUUGAUGCCAAAGAGCUCGAUUUUGGUCUCAUCUGACCACAACACUUUCACCCAGUUCUCCUCUGAAUCAUUCAGAUUUUCAUUGGCAAACUUCAGACAGGCCUGUAUAUGUGCUUUCUUGAGCAGGGGGACCUUGCGGGCGCUGCAGGAUUUCAGUCCUUCACGGCGUAGUGUGUUACCAAUUGUUUUCUUGGUGACUAUGGUCCCAGCUGCCUUGAGAUCAUUGACAAGAUCCUCCUGUGUAGUUCUGGGCUGCAUGGAGCCCCAGGCCGAGGGAGAUUGACAGUUAUUUUGUGUUUCUUCCAUUUGCAAAUAAUCGCACCAACUGUUGUCACCUUCUCACCAAGCUGCGUGGCGAUGGUCUUGUAGCCCAUUCCAGCCUUGUGUAGGUCUACAAUCUUGUCCCUGACAUCCUUGGAGAGCUCUUUGGUCUUGGCCAUGGUGGAGAGUUUGGAAUCUGAUUGAUUGCUUCUGUGGACAGGUGUCUUUUAUACAGGUAACAAACUGAGAUUAGGAGCACUCCCUUUAAGAGUGUGCUCCUAAUCUCAGCUCUUACCUGUAUAAAAGAAACCUGGGAGCCAGAAAUCUUUCUGAUUGAGAGGGGGUCAAAUACUUAUUUCCCUCAUUAAAAUGCAAAUCAAUUUAUAACAUUUUUGUCAUGCGUUUUUCUGGAUUUUUUUAUUUUUAUUCUGUCUAUCACUGUUAAUGGUAGGUUUAUUUGAAAAUUAUAGACUGAUCAUUUCUUUGUCAGUGGGCAAACGUACAAAAUCAGCAGGGGAUCAAAUACUUUUUUCCCUCACUGUAUUAACAGAGUUUGAUAUGAUAUCAACGGGUCAGAUUAUGAUUCAUCUAACAUUCUACUGUCCUCUUCAGGACGGGUUAGAACUGCAGGCUGAACAAAAGUUGAUCCGUUUUGUGUUAUUAUAAAUAUACAACAUUAUGCUGUUGUCUUCAUAUGUUAAGUGAUUAGUAACGCAUCCCCCCGUCUCUCCCUCCUCCCUCUAGAUCUCUGAACUAUGGAGGAAUAGGAGCCAUCAUCGGUCAUGAGCUGACACAUGGAUAUGAUGACUGGGGUGAGAGAACGCUUCUUUGUCUUACAUGUGUCCUAUAAAAUAUUAAAAUCCAAUGGGGCAUGAACAGUAGUAGACUAACAGUAGUCAAAUUGUAAUGUCAGUGUAAUAUCAGUUCUGAAUAAGGGGUUCAUGUCUUCUGUCCACAUUGGUCAUCCUAACUCAAGCCUCUUGCCCCCCCAUCUAAGUGGGUCGUCACUAUCAGACCAUGCUGCAAGGUACGGAAGUCUUGCCUCCGCUUAACCCAACCAAUGAAAUCAGACAAAUAACUUAAGAGAGUAAAAGGCUAUAGCCAACAACUGUACCUUGCAGCGUGGCUGAAUAGUGACCGCCAUGAUAAGUGAUCUUUCUCUUAGGGGGCCAGUAUGAUCGCUACGGCAACCUGAAGCAGUGGUGGACGGAGGAGUCAUACAAGAAGUUUCAGAAGAAAGCAGAGUGCAUCGUCAAACUCUAUGACAACUUCACUGUCUAUAACCAGAGGGUGGGUGCAUAGCAUACCUUGUUAUACUGCUUAUUAGAGACACACUCACACACUUGUAAUGUGAGUUGCAAUGGUAUCUUUCCCCUGUGUGUGUGUGUCUGUAGGUGAAUGGCCGUCUGACUCUGGGGGAGAAUAUAGCAGACAUGGGAGGCCUUAAACUGUCUUACUUUGUGAGUGAAAUCUUCCUAUAGGCUGUGCUAGCUGUCAAUCAUUACUGAUUACCAUCUGUCAGGGCUCUAUUCAAUCAGCAUCACGGAAGGUUCAGCUUUACAGCGUGAUUUACAUUUUUAAAAAAUGUUCCUGCUUUAGCGGAGACUGCAUUCACGGUAAACGCUGCAUAUGUCGGCUCAAUCGGAAAUUACCUUAAAAUGUAUAUCGCGGAAUCUGCUUCAGCGUUACAGAUUGAAUAGAGCCCUCAGUCACUGUCUCUAUGGACUAAUGACAAGCUACAGUAUGUUUGUAAGCCCGGGACUCAAAUCUCAUCUCUCUCCUCUCUCUCUACCUCUUUCACUCUCUCCAUCUUCUCCCACUCUCCAGGCAUAUCAAAAGUGGAUCAGAGAACAUGGUCCAGAAAGACCUCUCCCUGGACUCAAAUACACACAUGAACAACUACUCUUCAUUGCCUUUGCACAGGUACACAACAAACUAUGUACAGACUGUUGUUUAGUAUUGGGAAUCUUUUUCUUUUUAGUUGGAGUAAAGAUGAUAUUUUUUACGGCCUUUACUGCUAACUGUCUCCUCUCUCCUAUUAGAACUGGUGUAUGAAGAGACGGUCUCAGUCCAUAUACCUGCAGCUACUGACUGACAAGCACGCACCAGAGCAUUACAGGUACAUACACUUCCUCACUUUCCUGAUAUGCAUCAGCCUAUCACAGGCCAUACCUAAUAUGACUCCCCUCUCUGAUUGGAUCGUUCUCUCUCUAUCUCCUCCCCCCCUGCAGGGUGAUUGGCAGCGUGUCCCAGUUUGAUGAGUUUGCCCGAGUGUUCCACUGUCCAAAGGGUUCCCCCAUGCAUCCUGUCAACAAAUGUUCUGUAUGGUGACCCCUCAACACUCACCUCUGAACUCCACCACCCACCAACAACUAGAACUUACCUGUGACCUCAACUAAACUCUCCUAACCAACCUGUCUGAGAUGUUCUGUUCAGUUUCAUCUCAAUCCUAGGACUAUCUUUUUCUCUGAUCACAAAAUUUGCAAGCAAAUAAUGUCAUCACCAGCAGGCAAAACCAUGAUCACUUCACUGUCUACUCAUGUACAUAUCCUGUGCUUGACUUAGUCAGGAGCCCCUCAGAGCGGAGUACCGGCACCUCAAAUGUUCU
Molecule: messenger RNA, 22371 nt
Organism: Coregonus sp. 'balchen'
Lineage: Eukaryota; Metazoa; Chordata; Actinopteri; Salmoniformes; Salmonidae
Source: the annotation of a GenBank genome assembly